Knipowitschia caucasica is the source of this 366-nucleotide messenger RNA. The record is from the annotation of a GenBank genome assembly. NCBI's taxonomy places the organism in Eukaryota, Metazoa, Chordata, Actinopteri, Gobiiformes, Gobiidae.
AUGGAAAAUACAUCCAAACAAAUGGCAAAUCUGACAGCUACGGUGGCGCGGGUUGUGGAGGAUGUUGACCGUCACGGGAAGAAUAUAAAACAUGUUCAGUCUGAGAUUGUGAAGCUGAAGGAGGAGAACCGGCUUCUUAAAACAGCGGUGGAAGAGUGCAAGCGGUACAGUCGGAGAUGGUCGCUAAAACUACAUGGCCUCAAAGGAAAUGUGAAUGAAGAUGUGAGGAAAGAAGUCAUCCUCGUCCUGGGGAAAGUUGCUCCGGGUUUGCAGGUUUACCUGAGGAUGGAUGACCCAAAGAGAACAGAUGGAUCCAACAGACCAGUCAUCCUCCUGUCUGCUCUGGGUUUACCUGAGGAUGGAUGA